GCCUUAAAAUUGAAGAACCAUCAAAAAGUCUUAUUGUUGCUGCUACUAGUACCACUUCUAGACCUCUUGAAAUUAUUAAAAAUUUGUCUAUUAAGAUCCAAGGUCAACUUAUCCUCUUGGAUAUAAAAAUUGUAUCUGACAUCUCUUAUUCUAUUCUACUUG
Molecule: messenger RNA, 162 nt
Organism: Racocetra persica
Lineage: Eukaryota; Fungi; Glomeromycota; Glomeromycetes; Diversisporales; Gigasporaceae
Source: the annotation of a GenBank genome assembly